GGGCUGUUUGAGCUAUGCUUAUUACGUGAUCCAGUACAACUGGAGAUGUCUGAAUCCAAGCAACGUUUGUAAUAAACAAUUCAAUGUCAAAUGCAUAUAUAUUACAUAAAUUAAUGGAGCAUUCAUUAUCUCUUCAAAUUUGUCAACUCUCAACUCUUUAAAUCUUGAUCCCAAAACCACAAAAAAUCAAUUAAUAAUCACAAAAUGGAAGAGAGGUGUGGAGAAGAAACAAUCCCAAUCCCAAUCCCAAUCCCAAUCCAGGAACAAUAUGCAAAUCCCGAUUUCGAGAUGGCAUAUUUCAACGAAAAUUUAGAUCACUUUCUUGAUCUAUUCUGCAAAGAGAAUGCAGCCGAUGAUCCUAUUCUCAACGAAAUAUACGACUUCGACACCCUAAACGACGACGUUGCAUUGACGAGUAGUCCUCUUCCAGACUUUCAUAGCAGCAUGCCUAACCACCUUCAAAACGACGACGUACAGGAUGAGGAUGAGGUCGAGGACGAGGACGAGGACGAGGAUGAGUCCUCGGCAACCACAUCGGAGAAGACAAAAAAGAGCGACAGAUCCACCACUUUGAUGUCGGAGAGACGCCGCCGCCGCCGGAUGAAAGAAAAGCUCUACACUUUGCGCUCCUUGGUUCCUAAUAUUACUAAGAUGGAUAAAGCUUCUAUAGUUGGAGAUGCAGUUCUGUAUGUGCAGGAAUUGCAAAAGCAGGCUAAGAAGCUAAGAUCGGAGAUCGCCGGCCUCGACUCAUCAUUCACACGACUCAACAACAGUAAAUCAAAAUUCAAGAAAACAAAUGCUUCCCCUACUCCCACAAUCAAGAAAAUUUUCAAGAUGGAUGUAUUUCAAGUUGAAGAAAGAGGUUUUUACGUGCGAAUAGUCUCCAAUAGAGAAAGAGGAGUUGCCGGAUUUCUCUACAAAGCGCUUGAUUCCCUCAAAAGAUUCCAGAUUAGGAGCUCUAAUCUGGUUUCUGAUGCUGAAAAUUAUGUGCUGACGUUCACUUUGCAUGUCGUUGAAGAAGAGGUGGAGACGGACGUCGUGCCAAGUCUGAAGAUGUGUAUUGGAAGGGCUUUUGUUGGUCAAGGAUUUGAUUUUCAAACAACCUCAUCUGCUUAAAAAGAGAGAGAUGCAUUUAAGAUAAAUGGGGUAUUUGAAAGAGAUAAAGGGAGGAGACGGGACAAUGGUGGCGGUGCGAGGAGAAGGAGAAGAAGAAGAAGAUGCAUGAAGAUUAAGGAAAUUAAUUAGAGGAAAUUGUACAAUAUUCUAUCCUUUGAUGAUUUAAAAAAUAAAUAAAAAUAAAAAAUGAGCUGACACAAUUUAAAGAGUCCAUAUGUACAUAAUGUGUGGUCAAAUUUAAGUUAUACUCCUUCAGUAAGAGAGUAC
This is a messenger RNA of Salvia miltiorrhiza (redroot sage), 1383 nucleotides long. RefSeq names its product transcription factor FER-LIKE IRON DEFICIENCY-INDUCED TRANSCRIPTION FACTOR-like. The transcript has 5 exons. The record is from RefSeq and is a predicted model, not a curated record. Gene Ontology annotation, molecular function: DNA-binding transcription factor activity; protein dimerization activity; sequence-specific DNA binding. Gene Ontology annotation, cellular component: nucleus. Bases 205 to 1116 code for a protein of 303 amino acids. NCBI's taxonomy places the organism in Eukaryota, Viridiplantae, Streptophyta, Magnoliopsida, Lamiales, Lamiaceae. Gene Ontology annotation, biological process: regulation of DNA-templated transcription.